CACACUGCACGCGGACAGGCGCGGCGGGGGGAAACAGCAACUUCACCUUGUCUCUCUAAAAGCCGACGCUGUCCACACAGGACGAGUAAGGUCAGACACAACCGCGGGGGGAGGAUGAAGUAGUUAAUUUAAAAAAAGAAAAGAAAAGAAAAGAAAGAAAGAAAGAAAAAACAGGUGUCAUCCAGUCAGCUUUCAUCCUGCUGUUCGAGCUCCAGUCCUGCGCUUCCCGUGAUAUGAAAACACUCAGCACGCGCCUGGUUCCGUCGCAUUCACUCGCUGUCCACGAGCAGCCACGAUGGUUAAAUGUCCUGUUUAAUGGUCGAGAGGUGUGGAGCUGUCACAUUUAAAAGGUCGGAGCAGAAUGCCAUACAAGUUCGCAUGCUGGCUGAUGGCAGACUGAGCACUGGUCAUGCUGGUGUGUUGCUGGCGGAGAGACGAGGCUCCUACCCGCUGAUUGACCUGCACAUCCUGAAAACCAAUGUCCAGCAGGGGGAGGUAGAGACUGGCACCAGGAGAAAGGUGAAGCGUCUGCUGAGCUUCCAGAGGUACUGCCACGCCUCCAGGCUGCUGAGGGGGUUGGUGCCCCACACCCCCGGGUCGCUGCACUUGCUAGACGACGACUACCUUGGACAGGCAGGGCACAUGCUAUCAAAAGUAGGCACAUGGAACUUUGACAUUUUCCUCUUCGACCGUCUUACAAAUGGUAACAGCUUGGUGACUCUGAUGUGCCAUCUCUUCAAUGUCUACGGCCUCAUUCAUCACUUCCAGCUGGACAUGGUCAAACUGCACAGGUUUCUGGGCAUGGUGCAAGAGGACUACCACUCCCAGAAUCCCUAUCACAAUGCUGUUCAUGCGGCGGAUGUCACUCAAGCCAUGUACUGCUACCUGAAGGAGCCCAAGCUAGCAGAGCAGCUGAGCCCCCUGGACGUGUUCCUGGGUCUGAUGGCAGCAGCUGCCCACGAUGUGGACCAUCCUGGAGUCAACCAGCCCUUCCUCAUCAAGACCAGACACCACCUGGCAUCACUCUACCAGAACACAUCUGUGCUGGAGAGUCACCACUGGAGAUCCACUGUAGGCAUGCUGCGAGAGUCAGGACUGCUGUCCCACUUGCCUGCUGACAUGUCGCAAGACAUAGAGCAGCAGCUGGGCUCUCUCAUCCUGGCUACAGACAUCAGCCGGCAGAACGAGUUCCUGCUGACCUUCAGAGAACACCUGGGCAACCAGGACCUGGACCUUCAACUGGCUUCACAUAGGCACUUUAUGCUGCAGAUUGCUCUGAAGUGUGCAGACAUCUGUAACCCGUGUCGGAUUUGGGAGCUUAGCAAACAGUGGAGUGAGAGGGUGUGUGAGGAAUUCUACAGGCAGGGUGACCUGGAGAGAAAGUUUGACUUAGAGAUCAGUCCUCUGUGUAACCAGCUGGCUGACUCUGUCCCAGUCAUCCAGAUAGGUUUUAUCUCCCACAUUGUGGAGCCUCUGUUUGAGGCGUGGCACCGCUUCACCGAGCCCAGCCUGCUCAGCCAGACCAUGAUGGAUCACCUGCACAAGAACAAGGCCCGCUGGAUCCGCCAACGAUACGCACACACACCUUUUGACACGCAUGCACACUCCCACGCUGACGAGCCCGAGCCUGAGGGAGGAGGCGGAGAGGGAGAAAGCAUCCCUUAAUCUUUCCCUCGUUUCUCGGGGUGUUUCAUCUUCCUUUGUAAAUGGAGAAGAGGAGUGCUUAUCAACCUCCUCGUUUGUCCUCCAGCAUAUUUUCCUCCCACUCCUGGGAGUUCACAGGCUCUGACAGUGGGAGUGCAGGCUGAGAGUCUGACUUGGAUUAAUGAGAAAUGGCUCCCUCUUUUGGAGGGAGAAGAGAAGGACUGUAGCACUGCGGGGGGAAAAAAAAAAGAUGGAGACAGAUCCAUGGUAGAGGAGAUGGAUGGAUAAUCUUAGUAAAUAAAUGCCAAUUUGACAAAGUCAUGCCUUGCUCUUUAACCCUGUGAUAUCUGCUUUAAAGUUUCUGAGAAGCAGGAGUAGAUAUGGAAGGGUUAUGGCUAAUGGCAGAAGAGGGAUCAGCAAAGACAAAUAUUAAUGUGUUUGCACAAUGCUGCUAGAACAAUGAGGAAAAGCCAAAAUUAUAUACAAUUCUAACAAGUCAGCUGGACUGUUCUGGCAAAGAUGUUAUAAAAUAUAUGAAAAAAUAAGAGGAAUAUAUGAAUAUAUAAAACUAUACUAUGCUUUUUAAACUUUUAGACAAUACAUAUUAAGCUCUUUUCACUUUUUCUCUUUUUUGUACAGCUUGCACUUCUAUUGGAUGCUCUUUCAUACAAGUGUCUCACUUGUCUACUUUUCACUGAAAUUUGUUUUAACUCAAGCACUAACUUGGUAUGUCAAGGUAUUGUAAACUGUAACAUGUAUUCUGUUUUAACUGUGUAACCUGUAAGACUGACUUGUACAAUUAAUGAAGCAGCUUCAGCUGGUGUUGCUGAGCCGCUUGAACUGUUAUCAGCCGUCAGCCAGAUGUUUUCAGACUUGAGCUGACUCACCGACGUGGAGAACACAAACAAGAGCCAUUAUUGUUUUUGGUUUGUUUUGUUUUUUUUUCUUUUCAUGUAGUGUUAUAAACAGUAUAAUCUGUAUAUACUGUGAUGUACGACCUCAGCACUUCACAUGCCAAAAUCUCAGCAAUGUGUUAACCUUCUUACUGGGUACAGAUACUGGGAAACAUAACUCUCCUUACACUGGUGUUACCUUUCUUACAACUUAAUGGGUGCAUUUAUUUAUCUGAUAACCUCACUUUACAAGCUCAUAUACAACAAAGCCUUAACAGCAACUUGGUCUGUCUGUGAAACACAUUUUGUAAUGGUGUUUUACCAUUUUCUGGACAAGCUUUCGUACACACUCAAAUUGUUGUUGCCUGUUUUUAUUCUGCCAUACCAGCAUACUGAAACACACACACACACACACACACACAGACACACACACACACACAUGGACGCACAGAGUACUGUAGCAGUUUGUUUCCUGUUUGAUCUCUCAACCAGUAUUAGGGUCAGAUUGGGCCGUACACUCAGUGAACAUUGCCAAGGUGCCAAUGUACAGUUCUGGUACAUUGACUCACUGCUCUGUUACCUCUCUAAGGAUUUUAUAUUGCUUUCUUUUUACACUUGCUGCAGGCACUGUGUGCACUGUAUCUUAUAAACAGACUUGGGCCAAUUAGUAACUACAGAUACCUAUAAUUCUAUUAUCUAAUUUAUUAUAUCCUGCAGUAAGUAUCUAGUCAAUUAAGAUGUUUGUCACCAUUGUUUAUCAUUAAAAAAAAUAUGUAUAAUUCAUUGUCUACAAUGGCACUUAUAUAUAUAAAAUCUCAUUGGUGAAACUGAUCCAUAUGUAGCUGAUGUAAUUUAAAGCAUAUAUUUAUACUAGUAUUUGUAAAUACUAGUUGGGCCAAGUGGAAGAUGUACUGAUAUAAAACAGUACUUUUUUUUUUUUUGCCACUCUGCUCUGAAUAUGUAUAGAUAAGGUUGUCACAUUUUAGAUUCACGUCCGGCAUGGUCGAGGCUGCGUACACACAGUGCUAACAGAGGCCCAGGCCCCACGUCUUCCCUGAACCAUAAUAGAAGAAUAACCUGAGCUUUAUGAAUCUAACAACCCAGCCAACCCACAAUAUGUUCUACAUGCGGUGUAUUCUAUAACAUUAUCGCAGUUCAAAAAUGGAAAAGCUACGCUCAUAAAAAGUUUAAAACCAGUGACAUGAUAAUGAAUUUCUGUGAGUUUUUAAAAACAUUACACUAACUAAGCCUUUUCUAUUAGGCGCAGUGCAAUAAAGUUAAGUCACUGGCCAAGUUGUUUGAAAGUGGCCGUAUUCAUAUCUAUCUAUAGCUCUGGUUAUUUAUAAAUUAUUCCUUUGUCCUCACUAUAGCACUCUGUUGGCUUUGCUGAAACUCCCAACUAUAUGUGAGCCACUUACAUGUCUGAAGUGCACACUGUUGUCAGUGUUUUUGAUGUCUCUACUUUCUUAGACUAUCUUUGAAAAGCCUGACACUGUUGACGGAUUCUAAGCUACAGACUUGCCUCUUCGAUUGACCGUAGUUACCGAGAAAGCUUUCUGAGGAAUUGAGUCUUGUUCGGAUUUUAUUUUUUAUUUUUGAAGACCUUCCUCCGAGUUCAGCCUUUGGAGUCAAGAGCAAACUUGUUUUUAAUUGUAAACGUAGAACAUUGAAACGUUACUUAACGCUACCUAAAACUGCAGUAUUUUAUUCUUUCUAACUGACAUGUUACUGCCGUAGUGUAGACGUAGUCAGGAUAGCGGGCCUCAGGCUGCCUUGUAUUUGAAUACCUCUCAGAAUCAGCACUGAUACAGGGUCACUGAGCCAUACUGGUUUUACUAACAAGUACAAAUAUGUACUGUAUGUCUUUAAUAAAAGUUUUUAUACCAGA
Messenger RNA from Toxotes jaculatrix (banded archerfish), 4425 nucleotides. RefSeq names its product cAMP-specific 3',5'-cyclic phosphodiesterase 7B-like. The transcript is spliced from 13 exons. The record is from RefSeq and is a predicted model, not a curated record. Gene Ontology annotation, molecular function: 3',5'-cyclic-AMP phosphodiesterase activity. NCBI's taxonomy places the organism in Eukaryota, Metazoa, Chordata, Actinopteri, Toxotidae. The coding region runs from base 304 to 1665 and encodes 453 amino acids.